UUCUAUACGUCGUCCAAGAUUCAACCAUCCAUCCACCGUUGAUUCCAUUCAACCGUUGAUCCACCGUUGAUUGGCCCCUGCAAGUUCCGCUACUGCGCUGCAGCUGCACUCUGCCUUGUUAUCUCAGUUGGGAGUUGUACUAUUUGGUAUGUUGCUCAUCAGUACAACUUUUAUAAACCACAGUGCAUCCAGCAUGAACGCAUGGCUCGUAGUAUAGACAAUAAUGAAAAAUCAUAGUCCCAUAACUCGAUGUUAAUAUAUAUAGAUGGCUCCGAAAUGUUGUUCUACUGAUGAUAGUCAAUGCAAUUCGUCUGAUUGGGAUUCCAAGUUUCGACAUCCAUUGAUCCCCGUCCGAGGCAUGACGUCACGCGGAUGCCAUCAGCAAUCGUCAUAUUUGCAACCAGCUUGCAAUUCGCAUCCCUUUUCUUCCGGAACGAUAAAUAAAGUUACUUCUUUAAUCAAUAAGUCAGAUUAUUCAACACGAUCAUUCAGCAUUCACUGGUUCCCGACAAUUUGCCCUAGUCCCAUCUCAAUUGCCCCGAUAGAUCACCGCAGCAUCCCAACAGUGGCGUGGGUGAAGACCAAUCCGUCAAGACCCCGCACACAAGAGUCCUUUGUUCUUAAGGUAUCUUCAUCUCGUUCUGGCUUCUCUCAAUCAUCGGAGACACCAUUGAAUGGUUGCCAAUCCAUCGAAACCUUUUCACUAUGUCCUCAUCUCGAUUCGUCGCCCGCUCGUUGCGGCCAGUCGCGGCGGCUCGAAGCAAUAUCUUACCAUCAGUCACGAUGCGAGGGAUGGCAUCAAAGGAAGACCGGCUGAGUAAGUUACCCAAUCGAUCCCAGUCUGCUCCUGCUCUGCCGCUACUUUCCCAUCCAUCAAUGUUACCAUGGCACUGUCCUCCUAUUAAACAUCAAUCCCAACCCCCAACAACCGGAUCCGAUUCUCCCUCACCGAUUCCCUGCAGCUCGACAAUGGCAUGGAGAUGGCGGAAGAAUGUGU
This is a messenger RNA of Eremomyces bilateralis CBS 781.70, 997 nucleotides long. RefSeq lists its product as uncharacterized. Bases 266 to 817 code for a protein of 183 amino acids. The transcript has a single exon. Lineage: Eukaryota; Fungi; Ascomycota; Dothideomycetes; Eremomycetales; Eremomycetaceae. The record is from RefSeq and is a predicted model, not a curated record.